Molecule: messenger RNA, 2142 nt
Organism: Penicillium maclennaniae
Lineage: Eukaryota; Fungi; Ascomycota; Eurotiomycetes; Eurotiales; Aspergillaceae
Product: RNA exonuclease
Exons: 1
Coding region: 1-2142 (713 amino acids)
Cellular component (GO): nucleus
Molecular function (GO): nucleic acid binding; exonuclease activity
Source: RefSeq, a predicted model, not a curated record
AUGGGCCAGAACAAACGCAAGCGCCAGGCUGAGGAUCCUGAGCCCGUUGCCGACGUGGCGAAAAAUGGCUUUGGCUUUGGCGUGGGUGAGACUUUGUCACGCAUGAACGCUGCCUCGCCCGCCGAAUCCAGAGAUCGCAAUGGAACUCAUAGCCCGGACAAUGCACAUUAUCGCAACCCUAAGAAGAAGCGCGUGGAUGGCGCCAAGACGAAGUACCCUGAUUUGACAUACGUGGAGGGCAAGAUGCAGUCUUCCAUCCGGAUUGCGGACCUACAAAGCUUAAUGCUGUACUGCCUUGCCGAUGGUGUUGCACCGCAAUGGAUUUCUGUCAAACACUCUGGGCACAUGCGCAAGGUGGUUGUGUUGAUGGUACCUGGCCUAGAAAUGGGGAUGUUCGAUGGCACUAUUCCGUUAGAGCCCAUUGAGGCUAGCCAAGAAGGAAAAAAUGAAAAGCCAGAAGGAGCAGACGAAUCGGCCGAAGACAGAAUAGCCACCGACUUCAAGAGAUGGAAAGACGGCCUCGCUCCUCCAGAUCGAUCGCAUCUUUUCAAUCCCCGUCGCCUCUCCUCUGACUCCCUCCCCGAACCAUUGCAACCACUCGCUCAGCUAUUCCCACAUGUUUGGCCUGUGAAAGCCCCAGGCGACAACAAAUACAACAAGGUGCAUUCGCCUUUACAAGCAAUGCUGCUGUCGGCGCUGCCUAAAUCAAAAGACGAUCCGAAGCACAAAGGCCCCCGCGCGGCCAAGGCCGAGAGAGGCUUCGUGGCUCAGCGAACACCGAUCACCGCUUUCAUUCACUCAUGCAUGGACUUGAGCGAUAGUGAAUAUCCUUUGCAUCCCGCAUUCUUCCCGACGGAACAAGAAAAAGCAUCUCACACCGAGACUCGUCAGCGUAAUGGUCAGACAGCAGAGAACGGUUGGGUUGAUACAGAUGUUCCAAGCCUGGAGGCCGGUGAUGUGCCAGAUGCUGAGGUUGAAAAGGGUAGCAUGACUGCCGGUAAAGAAGUACUUGCCGUUGAUUGUGAAAUGGUGAAAACAGAAGGCGAUCAUUUUGAGCUCGCUCGCAUCAGUAUUGUCAACUGGAGUGGCGAUGUUGUUCUGGAUGAAUUGGUGAAACCAUCUCGGCCUGUGAUCGAUUAUCUCACAGCAUAUUCAGGAAUGACCGAAGAGGGACUGAAGGAUGUUACGACCACGAUCGAGGAUAUCCAAAAGCGAUUGCUGGACCUCAUCACCCCUCGGACUGUCUUGAUUGGGCACUCUCUCAACUCCGACCUCACUGCACUACGCCUCACUCAUCCGUUCAUUGUGGACACUACAAUCAUCUAUCCCCACCCACGUGGGCCACCUUUGAAGUGUGGUCUCAAGUGGCUUGCUCAGAAGUACCUCAGCCGAGAGAUCCAGAAGGGCACCCAAGGUCACAGCCCAGUCGAGGACGCUCGCGCUGUGCUCGACCUUGUGAAGCUGAAAUGUGAGAAGGGCGAACGCUGGGGUACCAGUGAUGCUUCGAAUGAGAGCAUCUUCCGCCGAAUCGGCCGAUCUAUGAAACCCGGCAAGACACCCGCUGAAGGCCGGACGGGUGCAGUAGUAGACUGGGGCAAUCCCGAGCGCGGCUUUGGAUCGCAGGCGACCGUCGCCAUCGGGUGCCGAGAUGACGAGGCCGUUGUACAUGGCAUUUCAGCCGCUGUCAAUGGGGACGAGACAAAUCACGCCAUUCCCGGCGGCGGCGUUGAUUUCGUGUGGGGACGUCUCCGCAACCUCGAGCAACUCCGCGGCUGGUGUACUCGACUGCCGGAUGCGAACAACUCCAAUGAAUCUACCACUGUGGCUCCUCAAGAAGCACCCUUUGAUGGGCCAAUCACAGCACCUGAGGCCCUCAAGGACGCCGUCGCGCGUACCGUGUCCGACAUCUCUCGCAUCUACGAAUCGCUUCCUCCAUGCACCAUGUUCAUUGUGUACACCGGCACGGGUGAUCCUCGGGAAGUGACUCGUCUCCAAGCGAUGCACAAGAUAUUCCGCGAAGAGUACAACUCGCGCAAGCCAUGGGACGAGCUGACUGUGAAGUGGACGGAUAUGGAGGAGCAGGCGCUGAAGAAGGCUUGCGAGCGUGCCCGUGAGGGAUGUGGAUUCAUGUGUGUUAAAUAG